Molecule: messenger RNA, 1005 nt
Organism: Pneumocystis jirovecii RU7
Lineage: Eukaryota; Fungi; Ascomycota; Pneumocystomycetes; Pneumocystales; Pneumocystaceae
Exons: 6
Coding region: 1-1005 (334 amino acids)
Molecular function (GO): protein binding
Source: RefSeq, a predicted model, not a curated record
AUGGGGAUUGAAGUAGAUUCAGAAGUUUUUUCAAUUGAAACACACCCAUCAGUAUCAGUUUUUGCUGUAGGUACAUUGACAGGACGAGUUUCAAGUUAUCGGUAUGAAGGGGAUUUGAAAAAGUAUGAAAGAGUAUGGCAUACACGAAGACACAGAAAAGCAUGCCGGGAUCUGAAAUAUAGUGCAGAUGGUUUAGAACUUGUUUCAGUUGGAGCAGAUGGCGUAAUUAAAUGUGCAAGUAGUGAAACAGGGCAAGUUAUAUGGAAAAAACGGGAAGCACAUGAAGAUGCGAUCAAUGUUGUCGGAUUUAUGUCUAAAAUGAUGCUUGCUACAGGAGAUGACAAUGGAUAUAUAAAAAUGUGGGAUUCAAGAACGGGUGCGUGUAUAAAAGAAGGAAAAGUGCACAAUGAUUUUAUUUCAUCUUUCUUGUCUUUGGACAAUAGAAUUUUAGUAUCUACAAGUGGAGAUGGAACAUUAUCGGCACAUGAUUUUCGCUUAUGGAAGCUUUUGGCGGUUUCAGAGAAUGAAGAUGAUUUUUUAUCAUCAUGUUUGGUUAAAUCUCAGUCAAAAAAUCCAAAGAUAUGUAUAGGAACGGCCUCAGGAACGGUGAAAAUAUUUAAUAAAGGAGAAUGGGAUAAAUACGCGGACCAGAUUUUAUUGUAUAAAAAGAAGAGUGUAUUAAGCGUCGAUAGCAUGAUUUCAUGGAAUGAUGAUACAAUUAUCGUAGGUGGGAGUAAUGGUGUCAUACAGCUUUUAAACAUUCAUCCCAAUCGGCAAAUGGGAAUUAUUGGGCAUCAAAAAACAGGUGUUGAUGUGUUGGCAAAGACAUAUGAUGCUAAAUGGAUACUAAGUGGAGAAGACCGAGAAAUAAAUGCUUGGAAGGUGAAUUGGGGCGUUGAUGGCUGGGAAAAUCAUGAAACAUGUGAUGAUACAGCGAAUAAAUCAUUAAAACAUAAAAAAAAUAUACUAGAUAAUCAGACGUCUUUUUUUUCCAAUUUAACAUAA